This is a messenger RNA of Scophthalmus maximus (turbot), 2074 nucleotides long. RefSeq names its product adenosine deaminase domain containing 1 (testis-specific) (gene adad1). The coding region runs from base 157 to 1851 and encodes 564 amino acids. Lineage: Eukaryota; Metazoa; Chordata; Actinopteri; Pleuronectiformes; Scophthalmidae. Gene Ontology annotation, cellular component: nucleolus; cytoplasm. Gene Ontology annotation, molecular function: tRNA-specific adenosine deaminase activity; double-stranded RNA binding; double-stranded RNA adenosine deaminase activity. The record is from RefSeq and is a predicted model, not a curated record. The transcript is spliced from 13 exons. Gene Ontology annotation, biological process: adenosine to inosine editing; RNA processing.
GGGAUUUCGGGACCGCGUGGUCCGUCGUGUUUUAUAAACGAUCUCCGCUCGCCGUCAAUCAAACGACGGGCGCCAACGACGUCAACAACACCUGCGUUGGACACGCCCACGUUCUAGAAGCUUCCGGGGGAUCGGUAAUCUUGAAGGCCUUCGAAGAUGUUUCAAUGUUCCAGAGGAGCCAGUUUUGCCCAAAUGCUCAUGAAGGAUUUGCCCGUGAAGCCAGGACUGACGGAGGCGUACAGACCUCCGUCUGCUCCGUCGAUCUCGCAUGGUCAAGGCAAAGAUGUCUUUUGCCAACAAGUGAACAAUGCACUGACACCUGCACCUGCUGGGAAGCCAAAGAUGUCACCUAAAUGGGUGAUUGACAAAUACAAGCGAGGUGAGACCCACGCCGUGUCCUUGCUCCAUCAGCUCGCCCAGAUUCUGCAGUUCCACCUGGAAAUGAAGGAAACGGUGACCACAGGCAACGUCACACGGCUCUAUUUUGCCUUUUGUGCGGUGAUUGACGGAGUUGAGUACAAGACUGGCAUGGGCAUAACCAAAAAGGAUGCUAGGCAGAAGGCGGCAGAGCUGGCUUUGCAGGACCUGCUGCCCACGUUGGAAGGUCCGACGUCUGUUCUCCCCGAGGCAUCAGACGCUCCUCCGCCCCUACCAGUGAAAGAGGGGCCGUCCAUCUCUGAAGUCUAUCCCUGCAGAGUCAAUCGUGAAAGGAAGAAUUUCGGUAACCUCCAGAUUCUCCAUGCCGUCAGGAAUCAGCUCUUUAAACUGAUGAACAACCACCUAGAGUUCUAUGCACAGGCAGGCACCACAGCAGCGUUCAUCCUUCAGACUUCAAGUGGAUGUGAGGUGGUCGCCCUCGGCACGGGGAACUUCAACAUCAAAGAGAGUUGCUCAGCGGAGUCGAGUGGACGGACUGUGCUCGACUCGCACGCAGUUGUGACCGCACGCAGAUCUCUCAUGAGGUUUCUGUACCGGCACCUGCUGAUGUUCUACAGCAAAACUGCCAAUCUGACAGAGAAGUCGAUCUUCCAGCAGAGCAGCGACGGCAGCAGCAGCUUCCUCAGCCUGAAGGGCAGCAUCACCCUUCACCUUUAUGUCAAUCAACUGCCAAAGGGCGCCGCUCAGAUCCCGUCCAGGCUGAACCUGAACCCCCUCUCCAUUUCGGCUUGGCAAGUCAACAACGAGAUGAGCCUGCACCUGUCAGUGGAAGGCAAGGUGUUCUCGGUUUUCUCGUCGGCCUACGAUCAGUCUGCGUCAAGGGCGGUCAGCAUGUCCGCCACAGACAAGAUUUCUCAAUGGCAGGUGCUUGGAUACCAGGGAGCCUUGCUCAGUCACUUCAUCGAGCCCAUCUAUGUGGAUAGCAUCCUCGUAGGUGAUUCUUGCUGCAGUGACACCCGCGGCAUGGAGAUGUCGGUGAGCCAGCGUGCGGAAGGGAUCACCUCUCAACUGCCCGUGUACUACUGCAUGAUCAGGCCUCGCAUCAGCCUGGUGUCUUCUGUGGCCACAAACAGCGCAGACGGUGGCCAGUUGACCCACGGCAUCAACUGGAGCGAAGGAGACAGCUCCCUGGAGGUCGUGGACGGUCUGCAGGGCAAGACCAUAGAGGAAUCUCCCUUUAAGAGUGGCUCUGCGCUGGCAAGCCGACUGUGCAAAGCAGCGAUGCUGCACCGCUUCAAAAUGGUGGCCAAGGAAGCCCAGAGGCCGGACCUGCUGGCCGCAACCUCCUACAGAGAGGCCAAGGGGAUGGCGAAGGCCUACCAGGAGGCAAAGCGUGUGCUGCGGGCGUACCUGCUGCAGCAGGGCUUUGGUCUUUGGCUGGUCAAGCCUUCGGUUGGUGAAUUCAGUAAUUGAGGUCUGGAAAAUAGCUACAGUUGUGUUCAAACUGUUCAAACUAUGUUUUAGUUUACAAGAAGCACUUGUCAUCAUGGGACUUCACCAUGCAUGCAAACGAAAAUAAUUUUUUGUUGUUGUUUCCAAAGGGAUUCAAACCAAUCCCUGUUUAAAAAGCAGUUCUGAUUUCCAAAAGAGAAAUACAUAUAGUUAUACGUUUGUAUAAAAUAAACAUUCAAGCAAA